Messenger RNA from Brassica rapa (field mustard), 876 nucleotides. RefSeq names its product glutathione S-transferase T2-like. The record is from RefSeq and is a predicted model, not a curated record. NCBI's taxonomy places the organism in Eukaryota, Viridiplantae, Streptophyta, Magnoliopsida, Brassicales, Brassicaceae.
AUGGAUCCAAGGAAUCCGUAUAGCCAGUCUGCUGGUUAUAUUGGCCUUCUUCACAGUCAACACGAAAGUGUUCAUCAUGAGAACUCUCCUUAUGAGAGUUUUCAUUCUGGAUCUUCACAGAUCCCUCCAUUCAGUUCACAACAAGGAGAUGCUCCAACUCCACCUACAGACACACCGGUGGAGCGUGGGAAGAGACAUAAAUGGACUCCUGCAGAGGACGAGAAGCUGAUUAGUGCCUGGCUAAACACAUCUAAAGAUGCAAUAGUCGGCAAUAACCAAAAGUCAGGGACAUUCUGGAAGCGAGUAGGAGAUUAUUUCUUUGCGGCUCUGAAUGUUGGUGAAAGUUGCGAGCAUCUCCAUUAUAGGCAGAGGUGGCAGAAAAUCAAUGAUCAAACUAACAAGUUUUGUGGUGCAUAUGCGGCGGCGGAGCGACAAAUUAGUAGUGGUCAGCAUGAGAAUGAUGUUCUCAAGGUGGCCCAUGACAUAUUUUACGCUGAUCAGGAGUCCAAAUUUACACUGGAGCAUGCGUGGUGUGUGUUGAGGUAUGAGCAGAAAUGGCUUAACCUCAACUGCACUAAAGCUUCUGGAAGUUCAAAGAGGAAAACCGUUCAACCAAAUUCCCAAACAUCAACCACAAGUGUUGGUGAACAAGAGAUACGACCAGAAGGUGUAAAGGCCGCAAAAGCUAAACGGAGCAAUGCGAUGGGGAAGUCUGUUGGUGAGUAUAAGGAGGUUUGGGAAAUGAGGAAGGUGGAUUUGGAUAGGAAAGAGAAACUGUCAAAGCUUGCCAUCUUAGACACUCUCCUAGCCAAAACCGAACCACUCAGUGAGCGAGAAGAAGUAGCCAAAAACAAGCUUCUCGCCGAGUAUUUCUAG